Molecule: messenger RNA, 2871 nt
Organism: Cydia strobilella
Lineage: Eukaryota; Metazoa; Arthropoda; Insecta; Lepidoptera; Tortricidae
Product: zinc finger protein ZFP2-like
Exons: 5
Coding region: 97-1866 (589 amino acids)
Biological process (GO): regulation of transcription by RNA polymerase II
Cellular component (GO): nucleoplasm; nucleus
Molecular function (GO): RNA polymerase II cis-regulatory region sequence-specific DNA binding; DNA-binding transcription repressor activity, RNA polymerase II-specific; zinc ion binding
Source: RefSeq, a predicted model, not a curated record
UAUUCUUUUGUAAAAAUUGUAAAUAGUAAUCUAUAAAAAGUAAAAUAAAUAAUACAAGUUAAAUAAAUAUUUAUAAAUUGGAACAAAAGUGUUUUAAUGAUGGAAGAUUACGAUAGUGAUGCGGUUAUUGAUGCCAUAGAGGCGAUGCAUUCGUGUCGCUGCUGCCUGCGUCGCCCUCCAGACAAGGGCUUGAAGACUUUGUAUACUCAUGUCGGAAAAACUGAGAUAUAUUUGGAUAUGAUUGAAGAAUGCUUUAAUAUACGUAUUGCAAUGGGCAGUGACAACGAGAGCGGAAUCUGCGAGGCGUGCGUGGGGCGGCUGCGGGACGCGAGCGAGUUCAAGCACCUAGUGCAGCGCAGCCAGGCCGAGCUGCAGCGGUUGCAGUUCAUUCAUUUCUUGGAUGAGAAACCCGCAAUCAAGUCUGAAGCUGUGGAAGGAAGUGCCACACAUGAUGAUUUUACACUCCGCGAAGUGCACCCGGUCAAGUUGGAGGCGAAGAUGUCGGAGGGCGAAACGAUCAACAACGGAGAAUUGGUACAAGCACUGCCAUUAGCCGUCCCACCACCAGCCCCAGCGCGGACGAGGAAUUAUUCCACCCACGCCUUAGAACAACUCGAGAUGCUGGCGGGCUCAGAGUCAGCAAGCACUUUCACGGAAUCUUCUGCGUCCGCCGUUGCAAGGAAACAAAUGGCGAAGCUAUCCCAACUUCCCCCCGCACCACCCUUGGACGCUCAACCAGGACAGCCUGCACCUCGCAACAGGGGACCCCCCAAACCUGUCUCCUGCGACAUAUGCAAAAGACAAUUCCAGUUUAAACAUCUCCUAGUCAAACAUAUGCCUAGACAUACUGGAAUAAAGCCUUACGCCUGUGAAGUAUGCAACAAAAAGUACUCACUGAAAUCCGUCCUAAAGAAUCACCUAAAAACUCACACGGACAACAAGUUCUCCUGCGACGUAUGCCAAAAAGAAUUCAAUUAUGGAUAUAACUUAAAAUCUCAUAUGCGUGUGCACACAGGUGUCAAACCGUUUUCAUGCGAAGUUUGCAAUAGAGAGUUUUCUAAAAAGCUUUCUUUAAAAAGUCAUUUAAUCAGUUCUGGUCAUUUACUUCCGAUUUCUUGCAAAAUUUGUAAAAAACGGUUCGCUUAUGAAAGUGAAUUAAAUGAACACAUUACUAGUUUGCAUGGAAUUAAAAAAACAAACCCACUUCAACCAAAAAAACGACACAUUAAAAAACAGCAUACAAAUGAAAUUCUAGACGAUCUUCAAACAAAUAAUCCGCAUACAAAGGAACAAGAAGAACAAACAAGAAAUAAAACAAAUCUCUCAGGCCAAUUAUUCUGCUGUGAAAUAUGUGGGAAGCAAUAUAGACUUAAGAAAUUAUUCGAUGCCCACAUGAAUAGGCACACGGGAGUGAAGCUUGAGUACUGUACUUUAUGUGACAAACGCUUUGCAGAAAAAAGUACUUUGAAAAGUCAUAUGCUAUUACAUACUGGGGAAAAACCUUAUCCCUGCGCGAUAUGUCAGAAACGAUUCCGGCAGAGCUCAGCUUUACAAUACCACAUGUUAAUACACAAAGGUGUCAAACCUUAUUCCUGCGAAGUUUGUAAUAAAAAUUUCAGACAUAAAUCUGCUUUGAAAGUUCAUAGCAAACGGCAUACGGGACAGAAAGCACAUGGUUGCGAUAUAUGUAAAAAGGAAUUUAUAGUACUAGCUGCAUUAAAGGAGCAUCAACGUAUUCACACUGGAGAACAGCCUUACGUCUGUAAAGUUUGUCAGAAGCAAUUCCGGUUAGCCAGCCAUGUUAGGAGACAUCUGAAACGCGUCCACAAUGAAGCAGUCUCCAAUUAUAUUGUCAUAAAGAAGUGAUAUUUAUUCUAAUUAUAAUAAGAUUCACCGGUGUAUUCCCAUUUCCCCGGUGUGUCCCCGCCCCAUGUGGCCAUACAUGAGGCGGAGACAAAUGGGAAUGUAUUAUAUGAAAACCCUAUUCCCAUUUGUGUCCGGCGAGGAUAGUUGGAAAUACCGAUUCACCACAUAUCUUACGAGAUUUUUAUUAGUUUCACAAGUCAAGUGAGUAUUUAUGUAUUUAAUACACCUUUGCCAGUCUGAAACUAUAUGCUUAUUAAAGUAAAUAUUCAAUUGUUAUUAUAUUAUGCUAACUAUAAGUUUUAUAAAUAUUUAAUACAGUCACAAAUGUUAUCUCUGGUUUUGAAAACACUGACAUACCGAUAUUCAUUUGAGUUUACUGUAAAUUUGUAGAUAGAAUGAUGACAUAGAUCAAUAUUGAUAUCGGUUACCUCUAUGCCUUUUGUUGAUUUUAGUUGAUACUAAAGUGCCAGAUGUUAUUCUGAUCUCUGUUAGGUCUACUAGUACAUUUAUAACUGUUGCCAUUUGAAUGACCAACAAAUUUUCAGCUUCUUUUACUCUUUUUAUGCUACUUGCCUGGAACCGAAAUAUUAGUAGGACCUAAAACGUUUUGCGGAAAGGUAUUUGAAAAUAAAAGGUUUUUGUUUAAACUGAUUACAGUUGUAUAUUUUUUCAAUUGUUGAUUUGAGACAAAUAUUUAAAACGUAAAAAACUUUUUCCUUCUUUUACUUAGUGACGUUUUAAAUUUUUGCAUGUAUUUGUGACAAAACAUGUACUUAGUAAGUUUUUAGAUAUGCAUGACCUUCUGUGCCAUGUUUUAGCAAUUAAAUAUUUGAUUCUGGGAUUUAAAGUUUGGCUAUCCUGAACAUGUAUAAUCAACACACAUGCCUCAGUUUGAAAAUGGUACACGCUUGUCACUUCACGUUUCAAAUCCCAUGGAGUAAUUGCUUUUUAUAACACUAAGAUGUCUGUAAAGCUUUUAAACUAUUAAUAAAAUUGUUACACAGG